AUGGACCGGUCACAAUCUUUUAAUGCCCCACCAUUCUUUGAUGAAGGCAACUAUGCUUUUUGGAAGGUCCAAAUGAGGGCUUUCUUGUGUGCUAUCGAUGAGUCUGUAUGGGAUUCCGUUGUGAAUGGGAUCUCGCACGUGGAGACAGUUAAGGAAGCUUGGACGAUCCUUGGGAUGACCUAUGAGGGUACCAAGAAAGUCAAGGACAUGAAGCUUCAAAUGCUUACCACUAGAUUUGAAGAACUUAAGAUGGGAGAUGAUGAGGCUUUCGAUUCUUUCUAUGGAAAGCUCAAUGAAAUUGUAAUUGCCAAGCUCAACGUCGAAGAGAAGAUUGAAGAUUCUAAGGUGGUGAGAAAGAUUUUGAGGUCUUUACCGGAGAGUUUCCGAGCAAAAGUCACAGCUAUAGAAGAUAGUAAAGACUUGGAUGAGAUCAAAAUCCAAGAGCUAAUUGGAUCUCUCCAAACAUAUGAGCUGGGACUGCCUUCUCAUAAAUCGAGCAAAUCUCUUGCUCUUAAAACCAUCACCGAGAGAAUGGACAACUCCUUCGAAGAGGAUGAUGUGGAGAAGGAAGUAGCAUUCCUUGCAAAGAACUUUCGAAAAUUUCUGAAGAUGAACAACAGUGGGAAGCCUUUCAAUAAAGGAAAGUUUUCAUCUCCCAAGGGUGAUAGGAAGGAAUUUAGGAAGAAAGAUGGGAAGGAGUCUCAAUCUACUCAAGGAAUCACUUGCUUCGAGUGCAAUGGACAUGGGCAUGUUAAGAAAGAAUGUCCUAAUUAUUUGAGAAUGAACAGCAAGGCAUAUGCCACAACUCUCAAUGAUUCGGACUCUUCCAAUUCAGAUUCAGAAGAGAGUUGUGAUGGAGAAAGGAAUUACUCCACUUUUAUGACUAUUGCUCAUGUUGAGUCUUUGGAGGACUUGAGUUUGCUUGUAGAAGAGCUUGGGGAGCAUAGUGAGGAGGAAUCAAUGGGAGUUGUAGAAGAAUCGGAUGCUGAAGAAGAUGAAAGUUCAGUGGGCCUUCAAGAGAACUACAAUUCCCUUCUUGAGAAGUUUGGAGAAUAUGCAAGGGUGGCUAAGGCAGCUGUUAAAAAGAUGAAGAAGGCAGAGGAGGACUAUAGAAGUCUUCUAGUGUGUUAUAAGGAGGCCAAAUGUGAAAUAGAGACAUUGAAUGGAGAACUGACUGAAGCCUACUCAAAGAUAAAAUUUCUUGAGCUUGAGGUGGUUCAAGCCAAUGCUAAAGUAGAGCGAGUCUCUUCCAAGAAGCUUGAUGAAGUCCUUUCUCAUCAAAAACCUUCCUCCGACAAAAUUGAAUUGGGAUAUACUGGAGAAAGUAGUUCGACUGUCAAUGUUUCCAAGGAAGUGAAGUUUAUAAAAGCCAAAGCACUGAUGGUAACUACCACAAGGGCUGAGAAAGUGAAGGAGGAGAAGAAUAAGAAUGUGGCUGACCGACGGGUGUUGAAUAAGCCCCCUAACCAAUUAGUGGUCAAGCCUAAGAUGUCUCCUACCAAACAUUCUACAACCAAGAAAUCCACAAAACGUUCUCGCACUGAUUUUGACAAUUUCAAGUUUGCUGAGGUUGAUAUGAAAUACAAUGACUGCUACAAAAGAGCAACCAUUAUUAUGGAGAGGGUGGUCCAGCUAGAAACCCUUAAGGACACCUUCAUCCCUGAGGUGUUCAAAGAAAGGACUUGGACCAAGCUGUUGAACUUGGUUGGGGUUGUCUACUCAGAGAUCAUAAGAAAGUUUUUCUCAAAUGCUACUGUGGAAGGAGACCAUAUAGAUUGUUGGGUGAGGCACAAAGAAUUUGUGAUUACAAAGGAUAGCAUUCAAGAAUUUUUGGAAAUUCGUCCUCCCUCUCAACCAAUCUCAGUCCAAUAUGAAGACAGAUUGGGAUCGACUGAGGAGAUGGUGGAAAUACUUGGUGGUACAUCAAAGAAGUCAUCCAUGAAUACAAUCCCAUUUUCACUAGAGAUGAGGGCUUUGGCAUAUGUGAUGAUCCAUAACUUGUAUCCGGUCACCAACCUCACUAUAUUAUAA
Molecule: messenger RNA, 2031 nt
Organism: Quercus robur (English oak)
Lineage: Eukaryota; Viridiplantae; Streptophyta; Magnoliopsida; Fagales; Fagaceae
Exons: 3
Coding region: 1-2031 (676 amino acids)
Molecular function (GO): zinc ion binding; nucleic acid binding
Source: RefSeq, a predicted model, not a curated record